Messenger RNA from Anolis sagrei ordinatus, 3553 nucleotides. The record is from RefSeq and is a predicted model, not a curated record. Lineage: Eukaryota; Metazoa; Chordata; Lepidosauria; Squamata; Anolidae.
AUGCGCACUGCCCACGCUCCGUUGCUUCUCUGGCGGAUCCUCUUUGAUGACAAAAUGGCGGCGGCAGCGGCGUCGGCGGCGGGCCCUCCCGGUUUAGGCUUUGACUUCGGCCCAAACAGCGCCCUCGAGAGCCGCGCCUUGGCCUACACGUUGCACCGAUGGAGCAGCUUCUCCUCCACUUAUUUGCCGGAGAAUAUUUUGGUAGACAAACCCAACGAUCAGUCGUCACGGUGGUCCUCUGAAAGCAACUACCCUCCACAGUAUCUCAUCUUGAAACUUGAAAGACCUGCCAUAGUCCAGAGUAUAACAUUUGGAAAAUAUGAGAAGACCCAUGUCUGUAACUUAAAGAAGUUUAAAGUGUUUGGUGGGAUGAAUGAAGAAAACAUGACAGAUCUAUUAUCUAGUGGCUUAAAGAAUGACUAUAACAAAGAAACCUUUACAUUGAAGCAUAAAAUUGAUGAGCAGAUGUUUCCGUGUCGAUUUAUCAAGAUAGUUCCAUUGCUGUCUUGGGGUCCCAGUUUCAAUUUUAGCAUCUGGUAUGUUGAACUCAGUGGCAUCGAUGAUCCAGACGUAGUGCAGCCCUGCCUCAAUUGGUACAGCAAGUACCGUGAACAGGAAGCCAUUCGCCUCUGUCUGAAGCACUUUCGCCAGCACAAUUACACAGAGGCCUUUGAGUCAUUGCAGAAGAAGACCAAGAUUGCGCUGGAGCAUCCCAUGCUGACAGACCUUCAUGACAAGUUAGUCCUGAAAGGAGACUUCAAUUCUUGUGAAGAGUUGAUAGAAAAAGCUGUGAAUGAUGGUUUGUUCAACCAGUACAUCAGUCAACAGGAGUAUAAACCACGAUGGGGACAGAUAAUUCCCAAAAGCACCAAAGGUGAUGGUGAAGACAGCAGGCCUGGGAUGCGAGGUGGUCAUCAAAUGGUGAUUGAUGUUCAAACAGAAACGGUGUAUUUGUUUGGAGGCUGGGAUGGUACACAGGACCUGGCGGACUUCUGGGCAUACAGCGUGAAGGAGAACCAAUGGAUGUGCAUAUCAAGAGACACUGAAAAAGAGAAUGGACCCAGUGCGCGGUCGUGUCACAAGAUGUGCAUUGACAUCCAGCGAAGACAAAUCUACACACUCGGUCGUUACCUGGAUUCUUCUGUGAGGAACAGCAAGUCUCUGAAAAGUGACUUCUAUCGCUAUGAUAUCGACACAAACACAUGGAUGCUGCUAAGUGAGGACACUGCAGCGGAUGGAGGCCCCAAGUUAGUGUUUGACCAUCAGAUGUGCAUGGAUUCAGAGAAGCAUAUGAUCUACACCUUUGGUGGCCGGAUUUUGACCUGCAACGGCAGCGUGGAUGACAGCAGGGCUAGCGAGCCACAGUUUAGUGGCCUCUUUGCUUUUGACUGUCGAUGUCGGAUGUGGAGGCUCUUGCGAGAGGAUUCCUGUAAUGCUGGCCCUGAAGAUAUCCAGUCCAGAAUAGGACACUGCAUGUUGUUCCAUUCAAAAAAUCGUUGCCUGUAUGUGUUUGGCGGGCAGAGGUCGAAAACAUACUUGAAUGACUUCUUCAGUUACGAUGUAGAUUGCGACCACGUGGACAUCAUAUCAGAUGGCACGAAGAAAGAUUCAGGGAUGGUUCCAAUGACAGGGUUUACCCAAAGAGCUACCAUUGAUCCAGAACUGAACGAAAUCCAUGUGUUGUCUGGACUUAGUAAAGACAAGGAGAAGAGGGAAGAGAAUGUUCGGAAUUCCUUCUGGAUUUAUGACAUUGUGCGGAACAGCUGGUCUUGUGUCUAUAAGAAUGAUCAAGCAGCCAAAGAGAAUCCAAGCAAAAGCCUUCAAGAGGAAGAGCCCUGCCCACGCUUUGCACACCAGCUUGUAUACGAUGAGUUGCACAAGGUUCAUUAUUUGUUUGGAGGGAAUCCAGGCAAAUCCUGUUCUCCAAAGAUGCGGCUGGAUGACUUCUGGUCCUUGAAGCUCUGCCGUCCGUCCAAGGAAUACCUACUUCGUCAUUGCAAAUACCUAAUAAGGAAGCACAGGUUUGAAGAGAAGGCUCAAACAGACCCGCUGAAUGCCCUGAAGUACCUGCAGAAUGACUUGUUUGUCACAUUUCAGCUGCUCGCUUCAGCCCUCUUCAAGUCUGGCUCCGCGCUUGCCACUCUGGGGUUUUCCGAUGUGGAUCACAUUUACGCCCAACGAACUCAGCUGUUUGAUACUUUGGUGAACUUCUUCCCGGACAACAUGACGCCUCCCAAGGGCAACCUGGUUGACCUCAUCACUCUGUGACAGGGCAGCUUUCGGAGUGGAGACAAAGAUGGCCAAGGAGGAGAAGAACAUUUUGGCUUCCAGUAUUUUUUUAAAACGGAUUUUGUGUGCACACGCGUUGAUUGGAGUGACUGGUUGGACUUCAGCGAUCGAGGACGAGCCAGCUUUGAGAGGGGCUUGAUGGGUAAUGCCAAAUGGGACUCAGCUAAUAAUAAUUAUAAUAAAAAAAGUAAUUUCCGUACAUCUGAAGGAGAAAACAAAUUAUAUAUUUUCUGACUUUGGGUUUAUAAAGGUUGAUGAACACUGACAGGAAGAAAGGAAUUGUGUGGUCAUCUGAGGUGUUGAUACUGUCUUGGGGUCCCUGGUGUGCUGCAUAUCCAUGACUUUUUUAUGUGGGAGGGGGAGGCCUUUUUGGCUUUGUUGUUUUGUCCCAAAAAAUUGCUUUUGGUUGUUUUCAGCUUUACUCUCGUGGUGUUUUCACCAGUAGCAGACACUGCUGGUGUUAUGUGAAGGUUGUGUGUCUCCAUGUGUUUGUCUGUCUCUCUCUGUCUACUCAAGUCUUGUAACUGCAGUGUGACUGUGUGUAGAAGAGCUGAAUUGUGGUCCAUUCACUUUAGAGAAGGCAGGCAGUGCCCUCUGGUGGUCCUCUGGCUGAGGAGCCAAAACAUAAUGCUCUGAGGGCAGAACUAAACUAUCCAGUCAGGUGAUGAAACAAGGCUCACCUCAUGCUUGGUGAAGAAAAGCAAUGGUGGACACACAGUGGAAGGAACCAGUGGCAGGGGAAGAGCCUGGCAUUGAUGGAUCUAUCCCUCUGGCAAUAAUCCUCAUGACUCUCUUUGAACAGAAUAAUAGAAGAAGGUAUACACAAACUCUGAUAUGCACCUUUUUUCCUCCUGAUUCAUGAAAUAAGCAGAAAUAAUGCUGGGAGAGAAGGUGGUUUCCUUUAUUGGAUUUUUUUCUAUACUAAGGAAUGGAAAAACAUGUUCUCUGUGCAGAAUGCCUUUCUUUUCCAAGCCUACCAUCACUGUUUUGCCGUAAUUGUUUGCUUGGAAGGAGACAUAUGUGGGCACGCAUGAUGUCUUCCCUUGUUCAGUGGUACUUUGGCUCAGUCCAUGGCAGCCUUCAGACGCAGGAUCCGUAGACUCAGAUCCUUGAUUCUUUUAAGUCCUUCAUGUUAGAGGCAGUUGUCAUCUAGUUUCUUUUCAAAAUUAACUGAGAAUCAUAGAAUGUAUUUAUUUAUCAUGUCAGGGGCAACCAGACAAUUGUAUUACAUUUCUAACAGAACAAAACAAACAAACAGACAAAA